UUGUUUACCGAGACGGUGGGCCAUUCUUUCGUAUUCCCUUGAGACUUAUCGAUUUUCAUUAGUCACUCAUCUGACAGAAGACAGAAGCAACAUGACCACAGAUUGCGGUGGAAUCCCAAAUGAGGUUCUCCAGGAUAUGGAGAACAAAUUUUCUGCUGAUCCUAAAAACAGAUUAGCACAAAAUGUUUGCUAUACAGCUAACCCAAAACAGAUCUUGAAAAAUCAGUCGAGCCUCAAUAACCAAGUCCAUGUCUUCAGCUGCAAGGUACCCACAGAAGGAAAACCAAUGUCCAAUCAAAAGGCAUCUGGUCGUUGCUGGAUUUUUGCUUGUUUGAAUGCAAUGCGAUGCAGUGUGAUGCCCUCACUCCAAUGUGAUGAACUGGAGUUUAGUCAAAACUACUUGUUCUUCUGGGAUAAGUUGGAGCGUUGUAACUAUAACCUUGACUCCUACAUUGAGUGUGCUCGCCGGGGCGAGACGUUUGAGGGGAGGCUGGUCAGUCACCUUCUCACCUCCCCCUCGGAGGAUGGGGGUCAGUGGGAUAUGCUGGUAAACUUGGUCGAGAAGUAUGGAGUGAUCCCCAAAGUCUGUUUUAAGGACGCCCAGAGUGCUGCAGAGUCCCGGAUUCUGUGUGGCAUCAUCAACAACAAGAUGAGGGAGUUCUGCAAGAGACUUCAGACAAUGGUUUUUGAAAAGGCAUCAGAUGAAGAGAUCCAAAAGGAAAAAUCUUCAAUGUUGCAGCAGAUUUAUACAACUCUUUCCAUUUGCUUGGGAACACCCCCUAAAACUAUUACUUGGGAGUAUUAUGACAAAUCCAAAAAAUACCAGAAAAUUGGACCAAUUACCCCCCUUGAGUUCUACACCACAAAAAUCAAACCAAUUUUUAAUAUGCAAGACAAGUUGUGCAUUGUGAAUGAUCCACGAGCAAAGAACCCGUACAACAAGCUGUACACAGUGGAAUACCUGAACAACAUGACCGGGGGUCGGCCGGUGCUCUACGUCAACCAACCAAUCGGGGUGUUAAAGGAGCUUACCAUGAAGUCCAUAGCUGAUGGAGAGGCAGUUUGGUUUGGAUGUGAUGUAGGAAAGUACAAUAGCAUUAAACCUGAUGGAAUCCUUGAUCUCAAAGCUUUGGAUUACAAUCUGGUGUUUGGAUUCUCAGCCCUUGGAUUGGAUAAGGAGGGAAGGCUGAACUAUGGGGAAUCAUUGAUGACCCAUGCUAUGUUGAUUACUGCAUUCCAUAAAGAAAAUGGUGAAUCUACAAAAUGGAGAAUAGAGAAUUCGUGGGGUGAUUCCGAUGGAGACAAAGGUUAUCUGAUCAUGUCCGACGACUGGUUUUCAGAAUUUGUGUAUGAGGUUGUCAUUGAUAAGAAGUUUCUUACAGAGGAAAUUCUGGCUGUCACCAAACAGACUCCAGUAGUUUUACCGGCCUGGGAUCCCAUGGGAGCAUUAGCCAAGCUCUGAGUGGUAGCUAGUGAUUGAACUCUGGUGACAUGUUUCUUACCGAGCUGAAGGGACAUAGUUUCUUACAAACUGUAGGGACAUGUUUUCACCAAAAGAAUAACAUUAUAUCUAUAAAAAUCAGUAUUCUCUGCAAUAUUUGUUGAAUUACUGUCGAUAUACAAUUAUGUGUUGUCUUUGAUUUCCUUUUAAUUUCUUAUUUACAACCGUAAGAGGAACAAUAUCAUAAGAUUCUUUUAGUACCAUAUUUUACCAGUAUAUCAAAAAAUAUUUACAAGUUAUUUUUAUAUUUGAUUUACAUAUAAUUUUCUCAAAGAAAUUGAAUAAAGAAUGUGUACAUCGAUCUGGGACUGUAGUAUUAUAUUUACAUGUAUUCAUGCAGGGCCACAUAUACUUACAUGUUAUAUAUGAACCUGACUUUUCAAUAUGUACAGCUAGAUAUCGCCCAAGAUUGAGGUUGAUUGGUCUUUGCGAAAUGAAUGCAAAAAUUGUCUUUUGAUAAAGAAUUAUGUAUACUUUGUAAUACUGAUAGAUUUUUUUUCAAUCAUUAAUUUUUUUCAAUUUUACAAAUACAUGUAUGUUUAAAAGUAUACGUAUAUUUGAUUGAGAUUAAAAUGGAAAAUUUAUAA
Messenger RNA from Magallana angulata, 2088 nucleotides. RefSeq names its product bleomycin hydrolase-like. The record is from RefSeq and is a predicted model, not a curated record. Gene Ontology annotation, biological process: proteolysis; L-homocysteine catabolic process; response to toxic substance. Bases 92 to 1462 code for a protein of 456 amino acids. Gene Ontology annotation, cellular component: cytoplasm. Gene Ontology annotation, molecular function: cysteine-type aminopeptidase activity. The transcript has 11 exons. Lineage: Eukaryota; Metazoa; Mollusca; Bivalvia; Ostreida; Ostreidae.